Messenger RNA from Psilocybe cubensis, 2442 nucleotides. RefSeq lists its product as uncharacterized. Bases 1 to 2442 code for a protein of 813 amino acids. Lineage: Eukaryota; Fungi; Basidiomycota; Agaricomycetes; Agaricales; Agrocybaceae. Gene Ontology annotation, molecular function: RNA binding. The transcript has 9 exons. The record is from RefSeq and is a predicted model, not a curated record.
AUGGAUCCCAACUACAAUCAACAGUACCAGGAAUCAGGACCUCGUCCUCACCCCUACCUCCAUGAACCUCUCUUAUAUAUCACUAACAUUCCCCCUUAUAUUACCGAUGAAAACCUUGCCAUGGCUUUUGUCAACUGCGGACCAUUCAGGCCCAAAAUUCAGCGCGAUGGCUCGCAGAACCUGCUCUCAGGCACCAUUGAGUUCAAGUUCCUCGACAAGGCUGAGAAGGCCUUGACAAUCCUGCAGUCGCGUAAUAUUCCAGAGACCAUGCCGCCUGUACCGUUGGUUCUGUCGCCUUACCCACCCACGAACCCACCCACGCCCUUGCCCCCUCCGUCGGCAUUGCCCCGGCUUGUAAAGCAGCUUCCGCCAGACUACACAGACUCCCAGCUCUACGACAUAUUCAGGCCCUUCGGAGCUCUGGCGUCUGCGCAAACACACACUCAGUUUGGCCCCGACGUCGCAAUGAUCGAGUUCUGGAACGAGGAAGAUGCUAUCCAUGCGGAGGAAGCCAUGCACUGUGCGGAAAUCGAAGGACAGAACAUCUCAGUGCAGCUUUACCAGCCUUUGAGGCGCAGCUUGAACAGUCCGCCCGAGUUCAAUGUCGCUGCUCCAACGUUUAUCCCCUCGGGUUUGUCGUAUUCGCCUUACCCGACACAGUAUUCCCCUCAUUCGCCGCCUCGAGCAAAUCCCUAUUCUCCUGUUCGAUCACCGAUACAGGCUCCUGUGCCGUUUUUGCAUGGCCCUGGACAGCAAGUACAGUUGGCACCUUCAAAUGGCCCGGGAUCGGCUAGCCACAGUGGACUCAUCGAUCCUUGCAACUUGUUCUGUAAAAACUUGAGUCCAGAAAUCGAUUCUAACAGUCUUUUCGCUCAUUUCAGCAGGUUCGGCCAAAUCGUCAGUGCUCGAGUCAUGCGUAAUGAAAACGGAGAUAGUCGUGGAUUUGGCUUUGUGUCGUAUCAUCAGCCAGAACAUGCUGCUGAAGCUAUGCGUGUGAUGAAUGGGACUCAGCUGGGCACCAAGCAGAUUGUAGUUCGCCUCCACGAACCCAAGCAACUCCGUCAAGAAAAGUUGGCGCAUCGGUUCAGCAACAAUGGACACCCAAGGAGGUCCUCAAGUGGCGCUACGAGUCCGACAGCAUCAGAAGCUGGUGAUUAUAGCGGAUGGAAUAGCCCACGGACUUAUUCGACAAGUCUUGUUGGGUCUCCUGCUCUAUCCCCUAAGCCCGCUACACAUUUCGAACGACCUGAGCGGGGACGGAGGGGGUCUGCUAGCUACUACACAGCUGCCCUCAAUGGUACACUCAACGUUCCCAUGACCUAUAAUUCCCUAUCUACUCUAUCCCCCGUGGUACGAAAGGAAGUCCUCACUGGAGAACUGAGCCGCCGUCUGAAGGCCAUGGAAGCAGUCGAGGAUAGCGCUGUUGAUUCGAUCGUGGAGUCGAUUGUAAACCUUUCGCUCAGCAAUGUCCUGCAGUACCUCGACGAUCCGGCCAAGCUGGCAGACCAGGUGGAUAGCUACAAAAGCAAGCAUCCCAAGGUUGAUGCACCGGAGCCUGUGGCUACUCCUGCUGGAUCUGACCGUGCUUCCCAAGAUUCGCGGGGCCUUGAUGUCAACCCCGCAACUGCCAGUGCACCGGAGCAUCCUUCGACACCGGUAUCCGUUAGUCCUUCACUAUUGACACCGCCGCGUACAUCCUCGCCUGCUGGUUCAGUCCCGCCUAUGUCAGAGCGUGAUAGAAUAUAUGCCGCCAUUUCCAAGCUCGAGUCCUCGCGGCAAACGGAGCUUACAGAGCUAAUCAUGAGCCUUCCCAAACGCGAGCGAGCGAUGUGCCUUUUCAAUGCUGAGGUUCUUCGGCUCAAGCUGGUGGAUGCGAAGAUGGUGUUGGACAGCGCAGACGAAGAGGAUGUAUCACCACCUGCAGCGACCGAUGCGCAGUCGACUAAGUCGGCACCUGCACCGGUGCCCGUGACGCCUCAGGCGAAGAAGAUCGCACCACCGGCGGAGGCGUCGCCUAGGACGCCUGACCUGUCUUCGCGAGGACCAUCAGUGACGGCUUCGCCUACACCUGUUACGCCUGCGAGCAACGCUUCUGCAUCUGCCCAUACGAUCGCGUCGCUGGCGAAAUUGCCAGCUGCUGAAAUUGUCAGGCUUGCGAAUUCUUCGUCUGCAACUGGCCUGCCUUUGCCCAAGGCGGAUCCUCUUAUUGUGCAGGCUACUGAUGAGUUUAUUGAUGGUCUGUUGGAUAAGCAGAUUCAAGUUCAGAAACAGGCUUUGGGAGAGAAAUUGUUCAAAGUUAUCAAAUCUUUAGGAGUGAAGGGUGCACCGAAGAUUACCAUUGCGCUCUUGGAUCAAGAAGAUCUUCGUGCGCUUGCGCACCUGAUGAACAGCUAUACGCCCGUGCUCAAGGAAAAAGCGCUCGCGCUUGCUGUCACCAAGUAG